UUUUAGCUUCUUUCAGUAUUUUUCAACACUGCCUCCUGCUUUGUAUAUUCGCAUUGACUGGCAACUCUCUUUCUUUUUAACCUCUCGUUUCGGGCAAGCUUAAAAUGGCCAAGUCAAAGAACCACACAAAUCACAACCAGAACAAGAAGGCGCACCGCAAUGGAAUCAAGCGCCCGAUGCGCAAGCGUCACGAGUCCACCUUGGGAAUGGACGUCAAGUUCUUGAUCAACCAGCGUUAUGCCCGCAAGGGAAACCUGUCCCGCGAGGAGUCCGUGAAGCGCUACAACGAGCGCAUCGCCGCCCAGAAGGGAAAGACCGCUCCCGUUAAGUUGUAGAUUGCUCCCAUCUUUUAAUAGUGGAUAAUUAAAGGACAAUUCAAUUUAACGAA
Molecule: messenger RNA, 388 nt
Organism: Drosophila bipectinata
Lineage: Eukaryota; Metazoa; Arthropoda; Insecta; Diptera; Drosophilidae
Gene: RpL29
Product: ribosomal protein L29
Biological process (GO): cytoplasmic translation
Cellular component (GO): cytosolic large ribosomal subunit; ribosome
Molecular function (GO): structural constituent of ribosome
Source: RefSeq, a predicted model, not a curated record